UUGGCCAGUUCGUUGGUGCCCGUGCGCUGGUGAGAGCUACGAGCGGCUAGCGUCACACUUCACCCCCUGACUGCUAACGGUAGGUGAGCUACAGGAAACAGCUGGUGGCUUUGCGUCGUCCACAUCAGAGGAGAGCCUUGGUUCACUGCAAGGUUACACAGGGAGUCAUUUCCGAGUACGGCGAGGAUGUCUGUCCCGGCAGGAGAGGGAUGAAGAUGACGCGACUGUUAUGGCGAGUUGUGUCACUGUGUCUGUGUGUGGCUGCGGUCUGCUGGCGUCAUUGUUGCUAUGUUGGUUCUGUGGAGUUACACCAAGAGGCCCAGAGGCCCAUGUCCUCACAGGACAUCAGUUCGGAGGAAGAGUCAGAGGAAAAGACCGAUAAUAACAAGGAAACCUGGGUCUUACCUACUCAGUCCCAGUUAGAAAAUAAGAAAUUGAUAGAAGGUAAUCAGCACCUGGACGAGCAGACAACACAGGAAGUGGACAAAAAUGAACAAUUUUCACAGGUUGUUCAAAAGGAAGAGCGUGCAUUAGAUGUAGAUUUGAAAGCAGACAAUGAAAUUUCAGAACCAGAACCUGAAUCAGAACCUGAACAAAGCACAGAAAAUCUUGAUCAUGAAACCAUCAUCACUGAAGACCAGAAUUCAGGCUCCCUUCUUCAAUCACCUGACCAUGUUUCAGGUUUUGCCGCUGAGCUGAAAGACAAUCCAAGUAUCUCUGACAUUCAAGACAACACCCUAAACAGUGUUUCAGAUGAUGCAUCUGAUGUAGCUGCACUAGGGGUCUCUAACGGUGACCUUCUUCCCAUUGAGUGUGAUGAAAAAGAGAAUAACCUAUCUGAUAAUGACGGCAGUCUUCCAGUGGUUGUAGAGAACACAUCUAAUGCUCAUACUGCAGGUACUAAAAGCCAUACAGACCUUCCGCUGGGUAGUCCAGCUGGUCAGCACCUUGAAGCGAAUACAUCACACAUGCUGAAAGAGCAAGACCUGAGCUCCCCUGUCACCACAGACACAGAUUCCAGUGUGAGCAGCAAAGACCCUGAGGACAUCCCCACUUUUGAUGAGUGGAAGCGAAAAAUGAUGGAGGUGGAGAAAGAGAAAACUCUCUCGACUCACACCUCCAACAACGGGGCUUCUAACACAGUUAAGAAGGUUCAGAAGAAUUUCAAUAACUACGCCUCUGUGGAGUGUGGAGCCAAGAUCCUUGGCUCUAAUCCAGAGGCUAAGAGUACUUCUGCCAUACUGCAAGAGAACAUGGACUUGUACAUGCUAAACCCAUGUAGUAAUAAAAUCUGGUUCAUCAUUGAGCUCUGUGAGCCCAUUCAGGUGAAGCAGCUGGACAUUGCAAACUUUGAGCUCUUCUCUUCUACUCCCAAGGACUUCCUUGUUUCUAUCAGUGACAGAUACCCAACUAACAAGUGGCUAAAGCUGGGAACCUUUCAUGCCCGGGACGAACGCACAGUUCAGAGCUUCCCACUGGAUGAGCAUCUUUAUGCUAAAUAUGUGAAGAUGUUCACCAAGUACAUAAAGGUGGAGCUGGUCUCCCACUUUGGCUCUGAACAUUAUUGUCCUCUCAGCCUCAUUAGGGUGUUUGGCACAAGCAUGGUGGAAGAGUACGAGGAGAUAGCUGAUCCCUCAGAAAGACCAGAUGAUCAGGACGAUGAUUUGGACUAUCCCCCUGGAUAUACACCUGGCGAUGUCAAGUUAUCUGAGGAUCUGAUUGGCUCAGCUAAGGAUGUCCUUUUAAACAUGGUCAAUAAUAUUGCAGUCAAUGUUCUUGGUGGAAGCCCAGGCAUGAAAGGAAAUGAUUCUUCCCAUGAAGUGAACACGACUGAGCCGUCAUCACAGAAGGAAACGACUCAAACUGUAACUUCAGAUGCUGAUUCAGUCCCACACUUUGAAGAAGUAGAGAGUUUACCAGACUUGAAUGUCCCUGAAACUGCUCCCUCUGCAGAGGUCCCUGUUCCAAUGGCACCUGAUACCAGUAAUGGUAAUCAAGAGCUUCACCUAGUGGAGGAAAAGGCUGUUAUUCCUUUGGAGACGGAGGACGAAGAACAUGUAAACUUUACAGUCACACUCCUGGACAAAGAGGAUGUGCAGGAUGAAGAAAAAGAGACAUGGGAUCAUCAUGAGAAACAAGACAGCUUAAACUACUGUUCACUAUUUCCUUCAUGUUGUUGUGCAACAUCUCUUCAGGAAUACCUCUAUCAGCAGAGUUCAGCUAUGCUGUCCAAAAAGAGAAUGUGUCAGAAAACAGACAAAAGACCAUUGCUCUCCCCCAUAUUAACACCCACCUGGCACCUACCUCUGUCCCCUACCGCCUGCCCUGAAUCCCAGCUACACCACAGUGAGGCACAUCAGUCCCCUGAAAACCAACAAGCUUCUGAGGUGGAGCCAGAGAGCGGAGCCAGCCCAUCAGAGACACUACAGCCUCCAGAGAGCACAACAGAAUCUCAUAAAGAGUUCAUGUCUGAACCUCCUGUGCUGGAGCCUAGUCAAACCUCAAACCUUCCCAAAUACAGUGUAACUGAUUCAUCUUCUGCCAAACCCACCAAUAUUGUGGAGCCACCACAGCUCUCCUCUGAGGAAGCUGCAAACGAGCUUAGGCCAGAAAAGACCCAGGAUGUGCUGGCUGUAGAGAAAUACACCGAGCCUCCACCCUCAGUUAGUAGCUCUGUCUAUGUCAAACCUGUUGUUACUGCUACACUCAAUGAUUCCUCUGUAGCAUCAGAGCGGAAGCCAAAUGUUGAUUCUCAACUAGAAAUAAAUACCCCUGAUGAAAUCUUGGUGAAGACGGAUCCGUCUCAGCUUCUCCCUUCCGAUACCUCGCCUGAUUCAGAACAGCCUCCGGCUCCACCAGUCGUUCCUGAGAGCAGCAGUGCUUCCACUGAGCUGCCUGCUCCUGCUCCAGAAACCAUCACACAACCUGAGCACACGGGUGUCGCCCCGGAGGCUAAAAUGGAGGAUCUCACAGAAGAUAUAUCAGCAUCAUCAGGUGGCAAUGGGCAGCUGCCUCGCCCCUCGUCAGACAUCUAUGCAGAACCACCCAAUGACACGGAACAGAGCGGGAACCCAGUGCACGGCUCCAGCCAGAAGGAGUCUGUGUUCAUGAGACUCAACAACCGCAUCAAGGCCCUGGAGAUGAACAUGUCACUGAGUGGACGCUACCUGGAGCAGCUUAGCCAGAGGUAUCGGAAGCAGAUGGAGGAGAUGCAGAAGGCCUUCAACAAAACUAUUAUCAAACUCCAGAACACAUCCAGAGUAGCAGAGGAGCAGGACCAGCGUCAGACGGAGUCCAUUCAGUUGCUGCAGGGCCAGCUGGAAAACUUGACUCAGCUGGUUUUCAACCUGUCUGUCAGAGUGAGCCAGCUGCAGAAUGAGGUGUCAGACGGACAGAACUACCUGCUGGUGUCUCUGGCGUUGUGUCUGUGUCUCGGCCUUUUACUUUGCGCCAAUCACUGCAGGAUCUCCACGGUUCCUCCAGCCGUAGAGCCAGACCCACCCACACCCAAGACCUACACCCACUGCUGCCCUGAAAAACACUUCUGCUGUGAUGAGACGAGCUUGAAGAGGAGUGCGUCCUAUCCACUCAUACACUCUGAGUCAUUCCAGUUAGCCACCACUGAAGGUCCAGAGGUGCUUCAUGCAGCAGACACACAGAUUCUGUGUCCAACAAGCAGAAAGAGGAGACGACGUAAGCUGAAACUCGUAGAGAGUGUGGAGACUCUGAAACCCUCUUUACAUACAGCUACAGAACUGUGCAACGGGGACGUUGUAUGUAACAAUGGUCCCAUCACCACCAAACCCACACCUCUUAUAAAGACAUUACUUCAGCCUUCAGCCUUUAGAGACUCUCCAUCAGAAGGCAGCUCGGAGGCUUCUUCUCAUUCAGAUGACCCUUCCUUCUGUGGCAUCACCACAGCCUGCUCUCGGAUCUGCGACGGCCUCCCUCCACCCAAGACCAGGUCUGAGAAACGGGCAUUAAGACGCAGGCGUCCGAGGCCCAGUUGCGCGGUGGUGGAUUUGCUUCAGGCUCCUCGGCGGGAUAAUGGAGACCUGUUGCCCCUCUCAAUACAGGACAUCAUGAACAGGAAAACGGAGCAAAGCUCUGGGACAUUCAGGGUAAAUGUUGCCCUUCCAGGUCCUGUCUAACACAGAAACAGGUUCAAAAGGACUCUGUUUUUUACUGCUACAAUCUUUUCUAAAGAGUGAAUGCUCAGUUCUGCGGUCAGUGUUAAGCUUUAAUAAGAGACAAUGUUUCAACUCUUUUAAUUAAGUCUCACUAUGUUCUCCAUUCACCUCUGUCAGACCGCUGUUAUUAAUGGGUACUUAAAAUCACAGCAAUGUCUUCCCAGCUUACUAUUAAACAAUUUCCCAUA
Messenger RNA from Betta splendens (Siamese fighting fish), 4378 nucleotides. RefSeq names its product SUN domain-containing ossification factor-like. Gene Ontology annotation, biological process: regulation of bone remodeling; protein folding in endoplasmic reticulum. Gene Ontology annotation, cellular component: cytoplasm; membrane. Lineage: Eukaryota; Metazoa; Chordata; Actinopteri; Anabantiformes; Osphronemidae. The transcript has 24 exons. The record is from RefSeq and is a predicted model, not a curated record. Bases 210 to 4151 code for a protein of 1313 amino acids.